AUGGACAAUAAGGUAAUUGAUCGAGUGGGCGAAUACAAAUUUUCCAACGGUCUUCAACAUUCCGAGAAGUCUUCAAUCAGAGAGGGGAUACAUUUGCAAACAGGCGUUAAGGUACGCCUGAAGACGAUUCGAGGACAAAACGUGGUCGAACACGAAAGAGACUGCCACCUCUCGAGGGAGGCAACAAUUCUAGCCCAUCUGUCCCAUCCCAACAUUAUUCACGUUUACCAAUUAAUAAAGCAUGCUGACCUCCAGAUCCUAGUCACGGAAUGGAUAGACGGUCUGGCAUUCGCCCAGUUCAUGGACCUAUUCAAAACUCGACGACUUCCAGAGGCAAUAGCACGCCUCUACUUUCGCCAAUUAACUUCUGCCAUCAUCGCGAUGCAGAGCCAGCACAUUCUUAUGAGGCAAGACUUUAACCACCUCGAACGUUUCCAGCCUUCAAUCAUCUGA
Molecule: messenger RNA, 453 nt
Organism: Mesocestoides corti
Lineage: Eukaryota; Metazoa; Platyhelminthes; Cestoda; Cyclophyllidea; Mesocestoididae
Source: the annotation of a GenBank genome assembly